Messenger RNA from Pieris rapae (cabbage white), 3126 nucleotides. RefSeq lists its product as uncharacterized. NCBI's taxonomy places the organism in Eukaryota, Metazoa, Arthropoda, Insecta, Lepidoptera, Pieridae. Gene Ontology annotation, molecular function: protein binding. The coding region runs from base 401 to 2365 and encodes 654 amino acids. Gene Ontology annotation, biological process: regulation of transcription by RNA polymerase II. The transcript has 20 exons. The record is from RefSeq and is a predicted model, not a curated record. Gene Ontology annotation, cellular component: nucleus.
CAGUGUGCCGCGUUUCUGUGUACGGUCAUACCGCGCUCGCGUAGAUUUAUUAGUAAUUUCGAAUAUCCAAUGCAUUAACACUUGUCUAUCAAGUGUCUAGCUUUCGAAAAUAAUUGUGCUACCUCGACUGGCUCAGACGUUGGUUUAGUAAAUUGCUAAUUUUGGUUUAUUAGUGACGAAUACCGUGUUAGAAUAUGGGUUAGCGAGUGAAGAAACAAUGUGACAGUGAUUUUAAUAGUGUUUAAUGUUGUUUUUUACUAUUUUGUGUAACACAUUCCUGUUGUGAAAGUUUAUGUUUUCUGUUUUUGUGUGCACGGAUGCCGAUUCUAUCGUCGAUGCAUCGCGAUUGGACUGACAUUCAUAAAUAACUUAUCCACCGAACCACAUUCCAAGAAGCGAGAUGACGCCUCAACAAUACUGCCUGAGGUGGAAACACCAUCACUCCAAUGUCCAGAGCAUGUUCGCGCAAUUGCUUGAAAAAGAGAGAUUCUGCGAUGUAACACUGUACUGCUCGCCUAACUUCGCUACACAAUUGUCAAAAGAUAUGGAGACGAAUCUACGAGGGGUGUCGCUCAGGGCUCACAGGGUGGUACUGGCUGCCUGCUCGGAAUUACUGGGAACGUUACUAGGAGCGCAUGAGGCACAAGGAGAACCAGUUUUGGUGAUAGAUGGCGCUGAACCGCAACACGUGAGGGCUUUAUUGGACUAUAUGUAUACUGGGGAGAUGAAUGUACAUCAUUCCCAACUCGCUGGUCUCCUAAAAACAGCUGAAGAGUUACGAAUCAAGGGCUUAACAGAUAUUCGAUGGAACAACAAGGAUGAACCACCCGAUUGCUCAUCAGGCGCCGUAACAACGACGCAGAUGAAGCAAUCUCCCGAAAUGUGUAAAGUACCUGGCAUCAUCCCUGACAUAGACAAGAAUGACAAAAUACGCGACAGACAUUCACCCGACAAGAUUGACAAGACCACGCUUGACAGAAAGUCUCCUAUCAGAAAUAAUGAUGAAGAGAAAUGUCACAAGAAUGAUUUUGAUGACAUAGAAGUGACGAAAGAGAAAUUCACUUUAAACGGAGGUCCGCCGCCAUUAAUAAAAUUACCAGUUAAGGAAAAAUUUAGCCCAUUAAAGAGAGAGCAGUCAGAUACAGAUAGUCAAAGCCCAAAACGUCAAAGGCUCAUAAGCGGUAAUGAACAAAUGGAUGACGACUCGUUAAAUAAUAUUAAAACAGAAAAGGAUCAUGCCUGGCAACACGGCAAUUUGAAUAUCUCAGUCGAGAGGAUAGUCGGUUGGUGCGCAACAGACGCGGAGACGGGGAAUUGGUCUCGUGAUGGGUCAGACGAAGAGUGGGGCGAUGCGCCGACCGAUAUCGGGUCCUUCUUGCACACCAAGUUGCGUGUUGACGGAGACAAUAGUGCAGAUGAAGAGUCCGAUGAUAGCGCGUCUGCGAUGCCCGAAGCUCCAGCCCACGCGUCUUCAUCAUCAUCAACCACCAGUACUUCACACCUUGACAUGCCCAAACUUACCAAGGGCGGUGUCGAUCCGCGAUUCUCGGAUGUCGUUAAGUUGAACGAUUAUUUGAGGCACGGAAGACGACCGCAGUUCUGGGAAGAGAGUUAUGUUAAACGGGUUAUGGACGCAGUACGCAUGAAAGAACUAGAGAUGAAGCAAGCCGCUGAAAUACUGGGCGUGAGCUAUGGCACCUUGUAUGGGAGGUAUCGGGAUGUAUAUGGAUGCAUUAAUCGACCUUAUAGUACUAUUCGCUACACUGAACCAACAAGUAAAGCGCUGGACUCACUCGGCGGGGGCGUGGCCUGCGCUAGGGACAAGACUGGGAGCAUCAUUUUAAAACAAACCUCUCGUGACUUUUGGCAAGCGAAAGGACCCUCAGAGGUCUUGGAUCGGCUUCAGAGGGGGGAGCUGAACGUGGAGGCCGCAGCAUUGGUCCUUGGAGUGAACCCUACAAAGCUUGCAGCCUACGUUGCUGAUCCAGAAGUUGCAGGAUACACAUUACCGGCGUACAUGCCAGAUAUAACCAAGUUGUCUGAAGGGAAGAAGGAUGAUGCGAACGCGGACAUUGAAUCGGCGUUUGAUCAGAGUCUUCGUCCACGCUCUUACAGUAGAAAAGAUGCAGUUAUUACAAAACAGAUAAAGAAACCUCCAGGCAAUAUGGAGGAGGAUUUAUCAGCCAGCUCUUUUGAAACUCCAUUUACGCCACAACCCAAUCAAAGCAACGCGUGGCCAUCGAUCCGCGUAGCGAGCAUAGAGUCGCUUCGAGGUGGCGAAAACACUCCCUCUCCCUCCCAACUCAUGAAAACACGACCGGAUCUGACAAUAAUAGCCGCGAAACGCGACAAGGAUGAAACGUGAUAAUACUCUGUGGUUAAUUUCCAUAUUAGGCCUGCCUAUCCGUAAAAAAAAAAUUAAGGUCCCUUGUCCGUAUUGGGCUGCUAACUACUUCAAUGUGAUCUUUCCCAAGAUUUGAGAGCUAUUGAUGAAUCGUUUACAGUGCCACAUACUUUUCUUGGACGGAAAUUUCGCUGUCAUGGAUAUUAGUAUUGCCAGUUAAUAAAAAUUUACCGAUAUAAGGGAUAUUCAUAAAAUAUAUUCAUAAAUAUAAAGUUCAUACUGGCUUAGUUUAUAUUUUACUGAAAUAUCUUAAUUAAAUUUAAUUUCUAGAUACAUUACAGUUCUAGGCAAAGGCAGUGUCCAAAUGUGACACAAACUAUUACUAUGUUACUAUUAAUAUAAUUUAUUUAAGAUACCUAAUCAGAACUGUUUGAUAAUUAAACUUUGCCAUUGUAAUUAAUAAUGCAAGGAAAAAUAAAUAGAUUUUUAUUUUAUUAGAUGUUGUAUUUGACAGCUGACUGACAAUGUCAGUCUGAAAUUUCAAAAUGGCGACGGUAGAACCAAUUUCAGCCGCCGGCCAAGAAAAGUAUGUGACAUUGUACAAGGAAUCUUUUAUGUAUAGAUAGAGGUUUUGUGUCAAAAUAUAAUCUGUAGUUUGUCCAAAAACCCUUUCCAAAUAAUGUGCUAACAUGACUAUUUUAAAAAAUAAUUUGUUUUAAAUAUUAUUUUCAUCUUUAUUCAUAACAACUAAACUAAUUGUGCACUAAAAAUUUAAAGUUUUU